AUGUUUGGCCUUAGCAGUAGCUGGUACGAUUGGAAGGAUCUUGGGUUGGAACACUACUACGGUGCAUCUGCACUGCUGUCCGAACUGCUCAUAGAGAACCCCAAGGUUCCACUGAAGACGACCCAAUUCUUCGCCGAAUUCCUGGUGUACUGGUGGAUGAUGCUAUCCUUUGCUUGCGACCCGGAGUUGCGCCAAAUUCAAGACCCACCACCAAUUCCUCAGCACAUGCCAGAACCACGAAUGCCUCAUCCCUUGACGGGAAUCUCUCCAGAAUCUCAACUCCUUCUGGGGAAGGUUGGCCGCCUUGUCCUCUCGCAGCGUAGGACCGCCCUUCGACAAGCGACGACUACUGCAGGAGCGCUCAAUUGCGGACUCGCUGGUAAUGAGGAGCCUCGCAACCUUGAACAUCAAUUGGUCUCUUUGAAACUUCCCACAGCCGACAUGGUUUUGGAUCCGCAAGAUCCUCAUACUUCUGUCAAUGACCUGGUCAACAUCGCCCAAGCAUAUCAACUGUGCGGGCUUUUACUGCUUUAUUGUGCUUAUCCCAAUUUGCUAGACUGCAAGCUGCCCCCUGAAACCUCGCAUGCCGCGAGAACCUGGGUCUCGGAGACCCCGAGAUCGAUCGCGGAAUAUCUCAUAUCAUUGGCAUUUCAUGUCCUCCGGGUGCUGGAGCAGAACUCGAAAAACUCAGGCACUCGGACCAUCGAAGCGAUAUUGCUCUUGAUUGUGUCCGGCGUGCUUUCGCAGAGGGCGGUUUGUCCUUCUGGAUCUGAGGGCGAGAUACAGUGCGACAUAUGUUACCAGCUGCCUGGAAUCUCGCGGUCUCACGAGCACUCUAGUCUUCACGGCCAAAUGACGGCGACGGAAGCUAGGGCAUUGGUCGUCACGCGGUUUCAACGAAUCCAAGACAUCCUACCAUUCAAUACAAUCUGGCGCAUGAAGUUGUUAGUGUUAGAGAUCUGGAGGCUGAUGGACCAGGGAUCAGAUGUCUUUUGGGUAGAUUUAUUGGUCCAAAACAACUGGCAAUUUGUGAUGAUUUGA
Molecule: messenger RNA, 1041 nt
Organism: Fonsecaea nubica
Lineage: Eukaryota; Fungi; Ascomycota; Eurotiomycetes; Chaetothyriales; Herpotrichiellaceae
Exons: 1
Coding region: 1-1041 (346 amino acids)
Biological process (GO): positive regulation of transcription by RNA polymerase II
Cellular component (GO): nucleus
Molecular function (GO): transcription cis-regulatory region binding; DNA-binding transcription factor activity
Source: RefSeq, a predicted model, not a curated record